AGCGGUUCUGGCUCGGGCGGCCCGGCCAGAGCGGCACCACGGCCGUCGGCGUGCGGCGGAGGAGGCCGCUCGCCGUGCGGUCCCCCCGCGGGCCUGCCAGCGGGGGCGGGGGCGUCCAUGCUGGACGUCCUGGGUGCCGCGUUCGUCGUCGCCGUGGCGUGGCGGGGCAUGCCGUGCAGCGGCGGCAGCUGCUCAGGGUGCUGCCGCCCGAGGGCCGGGGAGGAGGUGCCACCGCGGCCCGCGCCGCGGGCGGGGCGGGCGGGCGCCGCCGCGGGCCGGCCGCGCCAGUACUCUGCGAGCGGCCCGUCGGUGGUCGGGCGCACGGACCAGCCGCUGCCUGGCAGACGGAACGCGAGCACGAGGUUCUCGAAGGCCUCGAGGGAGCUGGACCAGGCCGAUGCGCCGCUAUGGUGGUUCGAGAAGAAGGCGGCCUCGGAGAUGGGUAUGCGACGACCGAUCCGCUGACAGAUCGCUUGUGCGCGGGCCCGUCCCCGAGAGGUUCCGCGCUGUGGAAUUGAGCCCUCGAUCGCCGACAACCUCUGGUCGAGCUCGGGUCCCUGCCGCCGCUCCCGAACUGCACGUCGCUCUCAAAGUACUUGCGCGGUGCAUUGCCAGAUCGGUGGCCACGUGAUGCUAAGCUCUGGCUUGUACCCAUCGGGCCGAAGCUCUGCAGGCUUGCCACAUCUGACCUGUGUGCUCUCACAGCGGAGGGACAAAGAAGACAUCAGCGUCACAGUCGUCAUGGAGACCGUCAAUAGCCCACUCCAUCGCAGCGAACGCUGUGCCAAACUAGUCUGUUCUCCGCCCGCAUGUGCUUGCUUGGGCUAACCAGGUCCAGUGGCCCAUUUCUGGCCCUGCUCUCCGGAUCCACACUGCGCCUUCUCGGGCCGUCUUGGGUCGUCCAGAUGCUGUCAGGGGGCCGUCUUGGAAGUGUAGUGCGACCGUGUUGGGUCCCUCGAGGAACAUCGAGCGGCAUAGACAAGAGAUC
Prorocentrum cordatum is the source of this 988-nucleotide messenger RNA. The record is from the annotation of a GenBank genome assembly. Lineage: Eukaryota; Dinophyceae; Prorocentrales; Prorocentraceae.